AUGAUGAUCCAGACGCUGAGAGACAGAUCUAGUUUCCACCACUGGUUGCACCAUUGUUACUCAACUCCAACAGAAUCACUCUCUCUCGUUGAACCACCACCGGAGGUGGAAAUCGGCUGCCGAAAAAGUGCAACAACCCUCCUCCACAUCUUUCUCUUGUCAAGUAAUAACCCCAACACCCUCUUCUACACAGAUACUAUCUCAUUCGCUCCGAAAGCUACCAAAGACGAAGAACAAACCAAGAAGGGCUCGUCGGAGACGCCUACUGCGACCUCUACCCCGUCUCUUCCUUUCGUCGAGCAAGCACCUCCGACGCCCCCUGGAACCGUCUGUCAUUACAGCCUUUCCUCCUCCCCCCUAUUUGUUUCCGAUAACGAGGACUCGACUCCUCCCCCUUCUUGUCAUUCGGAACAGCCCAAGCACCACCUGAGAAUCACCGCUCCUUCUGCCAUUUCCGUUCGUGAUUUUUGUCGGAUUCGAAAAACAGCCAAGGGACAGAGCAGCUUCCCUCACCACCACAGACAAUUGAUGUCUCCUCCGCCUCUUUUCCUUCGCGAAUCGUUGCCGGAGAUGGACGUUCACCCCUCACGAUUUCAUGAGCCACUUCGAUCCCAUCGUUGCUGCCGAUUCGUUUCCUCUUCACCUGAUCAGAUGAAGAUGCACCCCCUAUUGAUUGUUCGUGUGUGUAUUGUUAAUGUUCCUGAUAAUCGAGCUGGAAAGCAGCCUCAGGGUGAUGGCAUUCAGGUGGAUACUAAAGAUAUCCUUUUUAUAUGUGGUGGGGCCUUUGUUGAUCUCCAUUUCUGA
Molecule: messenger RNA, 804 nt
Organism: Lactuca saligna
Lineage: Eukaryota; Viridiplantae; Streptophyta; Magnoliopsida; Asterales; Asteraceae
Source: the annotation of a GenBank genome assembly